AUGAAUAUCUUAAAUCAAAAAUAAGCAUAAGAAACAUAAGAAACAACAUGCAAAAUUCAUAAUCUAGAAUUGAUAGCAGUUGAUUUGGAUUUAUCAGAUAAGGCACAGAUAAAAUUCUUUUGUGGUAAAUGCUUAGUUGAGAAAUUAAAUAACAAUAAGGUUACCACUAUAGAGUAAUCAAAAGAGAGAAUCUAAAAAGUUAAAAUUUAAUAAAAAGAAGUUAAAACAAAAGAAAAUUAAGCAAGACUAACCUAUUACAAAAAUAUAUUAGAUCAAAUUAUGGAUUUCAAAAGAUUUGUAGAUGAUUCAUUGGAUAAGAUUUAUAGAUAAAUUUAAUAAUACAUAUUUCCAAUUUAAAAAGAUAAAUAAGAAUUAAUAGAAUAUGAAUAAUAAUUAAAUUACUUUGAAGAUUUAAAAUAAUUAUCAGAAUUAUAUUCUUAAGAUGAUUAAAAAUCAAUUAAAUUAUAAGAAGAUAAAAAUUUUAUUGAUGAAAUUUCAAGAUAAUUCGAAUUAUUGUUCAAUUGUUAUGAGUAUUUUUAGACUUUAGAUACUUUUAAGAAUACAAAAGAAACUAUAAAAGAUAUUAUGUAAAAUAAUGUUAUCGAGUUAUUUCCUUUUGUGAAUACUAAAAAAAAUGAUCCAGUAUUUUUAAUAUAUUAUUAAUAGAAAACACCAAGUUUAAAUAGAAUUUGUAUUAAUCAUAAGAAGAAAAUUAUUAUGAUUGAUAUGGAUUCAUAGAAUAAGAAAAUAGAAGAUAGAUUUGUAUGUGUUGAUUGUAUUUCAUAGAAUCCAUCAAUUAAAUAUUAAACUAUUGAAGAUAUAGAUAAGGAAUGGAAGGAAUAUAACACAGAGACUGAUAAGAUACUAAAGUAAAACAAAAAAGAAAGUAGAGAUAAAAAAUCUGAAUUAAUCAAUUAAAUAGCAUAAAUGAGAAAGAAUUAUAAUAAAAAAUAGAAUGAAAUUAGUGAUAAACUAAUUACAGAGUCAUUCUUAUGUAUUGAUAAAGUGAAUUAAUUAAAUUAAAUAAAGAAAAUGUCAAUAUAAGCAUUAAGUGAUGAAUAAUUAUUAAAGGAUUUAAAGCAAUUGAUUGAAAAGGAAAAAGAAAAAGUACCAUAAAGUUAAAUAAUAACAACUUUAAAAAAUAAAGACUCUAUUUUCAAAAAGGAAAUUGAAUCUCAAUUAGAAUCUUUGUAAUAAUAUGAUUAGUAAAAUAUUUAAUAAUCAUUGGAAAUUCUCAAAGAUAUUACAAGUAUCAAUUUAUUUAAUAGUUUAUAGUGGAAAAAAUUUAAUUUGUUAAUUAACUGAUAUUAUCUAAGAAAUCUAAAAAUGUGCAUAAAAGGAUGAAAGCUAUAAAAAUCAAAUUAAUUUAUCAAAGAAAUUUAAGAAUUAAUUGAUCAAGCUAAAAAACAUCAGUGUCAACUACAUCUAUUUGAUUAGGUUAUUAGUGUUUAUUAAUAGCAUGUUUAAAAGAUUGAAUACAUUUAAGAAAAUAUAUAGAUUAAAUCCAAAGAUUAAGCAGUUAAAUCAGAAUAAUUAAAGUCUUAAUAUUCAAAAAUAUCUAAUAUUUUGAAUGAAUAUAAGAAGAUAUUCGAUAAUAAUAGUGCAGAGUUGAUAAAGUUUUGUAACAUUUAAUAAAUGGAGUUGGAAAUAUUAAAAUUAACAGAAACGAAUAAAAGUUUAGAAAUUGAAAGUAAUGCUUAUAUAAUUAUAAAUAGAAAAUAAUUUAAUCAAUUCAAUAGUUUCAUUAAAAUAGAAGCUCAAUGAGUUAAAUACAAAGUUAGAAAAAAAGGAAAAAGAAUUUUAAGAUUUGAAAGAAUAAUAUAAAUAAGCACUUUAAGAUAAUAUCAAUCUGAAAAAUUAAAAUGAAUAAGAUAAGACUACAAUGAUAAAGAAAUUUGAAGAUGAGUGUAAUUGAUUUCGAUAUUAUUCCAUAGAAAAAAAAGUAAAAUAGGAAUUUGAUGAAAAUUUAACUUCAUAAAAAUCAUAAUUAUAACAAGCAUUAAUCAAACUUGAUUAAAUUGAUAAAGUUAAGUUAGAAUAAGAAAAAUUAAAUAAACUAGAAUUAGAAAAAGUAUAUUUUUAAUGUUUAUUAUAUUAUUUUUAGAUUCAAUAAUAUAACAAAUCAUUAUCAUUUUCAAAUACUUAUAAGCAUAAUAAUUGUUAAGUAGUGAAGGAGGAAAAGUUGUGGCAGAAGUUACUAAUAAUGGUAGUUAUUGGUAUUACUGUCUUUGUGAAUAAGCAAUUCCAAAGACUGGCAAAAUAUAGUUUGCAUUUUAAAUGAUAAGUGGAUCCUAUUUUCAUGUUGGAAUAGGAUUUAGAGACAUUAUGUAGAAAAAUAAUUAUUAGAAUUGUUGUAAUGCUGGGUAUGGGUAUAUAAUUAAAUUAUAAUAGAACAUAUUUAAUACAAUACAACGGUUAUACAUAUUCUCAUCAUAACAAAGAUGUACAUAAUAAAUAGUUAUCCUUAUCAUUUACAACUAAUGAUAUAAUAAUAAUUGAAGUAUGUAUUGAACAUAAAUACAUUAAAUGGAUUAGAUAGAAUAAUGCAUAAGCAACAAUUGUUGUAAAUAUAAAAUCGAUUAUUAGUAGUU
Molecule: messenger RNA, 2591 nt
Organism: Paramecium sonneborni
Lineage: Eukaryota; Ciliophora; Oligohymenophorea; Peniculida; Parameciidae
Source: the annotation of a GenBank genome assembly